This is a messenger RNA of Sinocyclocheilus rhinocerous, 1286 nucleotides long. Its product is annotated as otolith matrix protein 1-like. Gene Ontology annotation, cellular component: early endosome; recycling endosome; plasma membrane. The record is from RefSeq and is a predicted model, not a curated record. Lineage: Eukaryota; Metazoa; Chordata; Actinopteri; Cypriniformes; Cyprinidae. Bases 132 to 1247 code for a protein of 371 amino acids. The transcript has 9 exons. Gene Ontology annotation, biological process: iron ion transport.
CUGGGUACCCUAAAAAGGGAGCAAUAUGAGCCCCGAGCCUUUUUUUCUGACUUUUUCUUUUUUUUAACUUUACUUCCCACACCACCCCUGUGGGUCUGAGCCCAUUUGGAAGGUUACUGUUCAAAGUCAGCAUGGAUCAUCCAGGAGGACACCUUGCUGUGGUUCUGCUCAUACUUGUUCUGGUUUCUAUGUCCACCGAAAACAACAUUAUCAGGUGGUGCACAGUAUCUGAUGCCGAAGAGCAAAAGUGUUUGGAUCUAGCUGGGAACGCCACAGCCAAGAGCAUCCGUGGACAACUUCUGUGUGUGAGGGGCCAAAGUCCCACUGACUGCAUGAAGCAAAUAAAGACUGGCACUGCAGAUGCCUCUACUAUGUAUGCUGAUGAGAUCUAUACAGCUGGGUUUUGCUAUGGCUUAGAUGUGGCUGUGGGAGAGUCUUAUAACGGUGUGGAUGGCAUUAAUUAUUACGUGGUUGCACUGGCACGGACAUCAUCCAGCGAUCUGUCACUGCUGGAGAUGCACGAACGCAGUUCUUGUCACCCAGGGAUGCGGACUACAGUGGGCUGGACCGUCCCCAUCGGUUUCUUGGUCAACACAUCGCAGAUCAGCGUGGAUGAGCAGUGCAAUUUUCCCCAUGCGGUAGGAGAUUUCUUUGGCUACAGCUGUGUCCCAGGAGUGAAGGACCCAGAACAUGAUCCCAAAGGAAACAACCCAAGGAACCUGUGUGAGGCCUGCAUUGGGGACGAGAACGACCACCACAUCUGCGCCAACAACCCUCGGGAACGGCACUUCGGGGAGGCUGGAGCUCUUAGGUGUGUGGCAGAGAAUCUCGGGGAUGUUGCUUUUGUUAAGCACACUACAGUCUUCGACAACAUGCAGGGCAAGAACCAGGAGUCUUGGGCGCUGGACCUGGAGCUGGAAGACUUGAAACUCUUGUGUACUGACGGGAGAGAAGCUAACCUGUUCCAACACGAGAGCUGCCACCUGGCUGUAGUGCCAACCAAUGCUGUGGUAGUGCGUUUGGAGGACAAAUGCCGCAUUUACAAGUUCUUGGAACGUGUGCAGAAUGCAUUUGCUAAUGCCACUGAAGGAUUCUCUCUGUUCAGCUCGGUGAAUUAUGGGCAACCUGAUGUGCUGUUCAGCGAUUCCACCAAAAAGCUACUGCGUGUUAUGGGAACCUACACUUCCUGGUUGGGGCCCAGUUACACCACCAUACUGAAGGCUUUUGAGUGUGAAGGUCUGUGUUGAUCUGAUGAGGAAAGAGGAAACUAUAGAUCUCCCCUCCAU